AUGCAGGAGUUCUUUGGGCUGAAGGUGACCAGGAAGAUAGAUGCUGACACCCUGAAUCUGAUGAAGCAGCCCAGAUGCGGGGUGCCCGACGUGGCUCAGUAUGCCGUCGCUGAUAGGACCCUCAGAUGGGAGCACACGCACCUGACCUACAGGAUUGAAAAUUACACACCAGAUUUGCCAAGAGCAGACGUGGACAGUGCCAUUGAGAAAGCCUUUCAACUCUGGAGUAAUGUGUCGCCCCUGACCUUCACCAAGGUCUCUGAGGGGCAAGCGGACAUAAUGAUAUCCUUUGUUCUGGCAGAUCACUACGACAAUUCUCCCUUUGAUGGACCCAACGGAAACCUCGCUCAUGCUUUCCUACCAGGCCCAAAUCUUGGAGGGGAUGCUCAUUUUGAUGAAGAUGAAAGAUGGAACAACGAUUACAGAAAUUACAAUCUGUACCAUGUGGCGGCUCAUGAGUUGGGUCAUUCCCUUGGACUUUCUCAUUCUACUGAUAUCGGGGCUCUGAUGUACCCCAACUACAUGUACGAUGGUCACGUCCAACUCUCCCAGGACGACAUCAAUGCCAUCCAGGCCAUAUACGGACCUUCCCCAAAUCCUGUCCAGCCAACAGGCCCCCAAACACCACGAGUGUGUGAUAGUAACUUAAUCUUUGAUUCUAUCACUACAGUUCGGAGCGAAGUGAUGUUCUUUAAAGAUAGGUUCUACAUGCGCCUAAGUCCCUUCUACCCAGAAGUUGAGCUCAAUUUCAUUUCUACUUUCUGGCCAAACCUGCCAAGUGGACUUCAGGCUGCUUAUGAAUUUGCUGAGAGAGACGAAGUCCGGUUUUUCAAAGGUGAUAAGUACUGGGCUGUUCAGGGGCAGGAAAUGCUGUUCGGAUACCCCAAGGACAUCUACAGAUCCUUUGGCUUCCCUCAAACCGUGAAGAAUAUCGAUGCUGCGGUUUCUGAUGAGGAAACUGGGAAAACAUACUUCUUUGUUGCUAACAAGUACUGGAGGUAUGAUGAAUAUAAACAAUCCAUGGAUGCAGGUUAUCCCAGAAUGAUAGCAGCUGACUUUCCUGGGAUUGGCCAUAAAGUUGAUGCUGUUUUCCAGAAAUAUGGAUUUUUCUAUAUCGUUCAUGGAACAACACAAUACCAAUUUGAUCUUCAAACUAAGAGAAUUCUGAGUAUCGACAAAGCUAAUAGUUGGUUCAGCUGCUGA
Molecule: messenger RNA, 1203 nt
Organism: Leptonychotes weddellii (Weddell seal)
Lineage: Eukaryota; Metazoa; Chordata; Mammalia; Carnivora; Phocidae
Source: RefSeq, a predicted model, not a curated record